CUUUCAUUGAAUUCAUUUACUGAGUCAAUACAUUUUGAAUUAUAGGUAAAAUAUAGUCAUGUAUAUAUGCUUUACUCUUUGUACUUCCUUAAAGUAAAAUGAAUCUCUCACCAUAGAUAUCCAGGUGAAUGCUGGAAACAUUUCAAAUGAAAAAGCAAACUUGCACUUAUCCAUCAAGAUAUUCACAUUUGUGGAAACAAACAUGAAGUAACAGUAUAAAGCCCCCCACCCACCCCCACAAUAAACAAAUAUGCAUGUAUAUUCGCGGAUUUGGGCAACAAGUUUGGGUUUUGUUGAUCACUGACAAGACCUAGUUGAAAGUGAUUUAGAGACAUGUUUUAUUUUAUUAUACGACUGGAUAAUUUAAAACAUCGAAACUCGUCACAAAAACAGUUAGAACCUAAAAUGAUAUCAGAUUAGUAUCCUCUUUUGUAUGCGUUUGAUGUUACUAUAAUUCAACCGUUGUUACUUUAAAGGGACUGGUUCACAAUUUUUGAUAAAAAUAUUUUUCAUUUUUGACGGUAAACAUUAAAAAUAUAACUCAUUCAAUAUUGACAGCCAAAAUGUUGACCUUCUGAAUACAAGAAUAAAAGCAAUGUUUUAGCUUGAAAUCUGUGUUAUGUAAACAAAAACUCGAGUCUUUUUAUGUAUACAAACAAACAAGUGAAAUAUUGAUUUUGUAAUAUAAAGCAUCUUAAUUUUGCAUAGUCACAAAUUUUAACUUUUAGAUGACACAUUUACACUUUAAAAUGUUUGAAAUGUGAAAGAUAUUUUAUAAUACACUUAGAUCGAUAUCCAUUUAUUUUGAAAAUUUCGUAAACAAUAACAUACCACAAUCUUUGUUUACAAAACAAAAAAUAAACUCUCUAAAAUGAGGAUCUGUGAUAGUGUAUAACCUUAAUUUUUAUGUGAACUCUUUUAAACACAUUAGACAGUAGAUUUUGAUCAUCAAAAGUGAAAAAGAAAAUUUUGGGGAAAAUCGUGAAACAGUCCCUUUAAUAGUAAGUUAUGUAUAGUGCAUCAUAGUCAAAACUCAAAAGUGAGUACAAAAGAGUUUUCUUUGAGUGACCAAAAAAGGAUAAUCAAUCGCAUCAAUUUUGAAAUUCCUAAUUUUAGCCUGAUGUUGAAGACAUCAAAUGUUUUAUUCGUCUCGAAGGCAUGUGCAGACGUAGCUGUAGAUCUGUAGCUCUCUGGGUAUAUAUUGGGACAGACCAAUACAAUAGUUUACUAGAGAGCUAUAAAUCAGCAGCAAGUGCAGAUUAAUAUAAUCGCCACGCGUUUUGUUUAUACGCCUAUCUAGGACAGAACAUAUUAAUAUGAUAUGUCGUUCAUGUCCGUCCAUCUCUCAGUCUAUUAGUUUUUUCAUUUCCAUAUAAUUACUAUGAGGCCUAGAAUCAUCAAACGACGGUAGCUGAUGUGCCAGAGGAAAAGGGGGUGUUACUCGUCAAAGAGAGACAGAUCCUUUGACACAGGUUGAAGUUACAGGAACUCCACAGCAGAGAAAGAGGGAUGUUAAAGAUGCAGCAGGAACAGAAAGUGUCCAAAAAUUAGGGGCAGUGAAGAAAUUAUACUCUCUUGUUCUUUUCAUGAAAGAGAUACCUAACAAAUGUGAUAUUAACAUCGACAAAUUAGUACAGGACAUCAGAUUUCUGUAUGAAAAGUCAUUUGCAGACCUUGAUAAGGACCAGCUUCAAAGUUUAAGAAAUGGUGAAUUUCAAACUUUACCCAGUUCUACUGUGUAUACCAUAGUAACAAAUCUCUGCAACAUUGAGAAACCAACCAGAGGAUGGGAUAACCCACCAUUGAAAACAGAUGUUGAUUUGAAAGACGAUAUUGCCAGAAUUCGAAGUCUUUGGAAUGAUAUGUGUGAUGGUGACAUUAAGGUGCAGAUGAUUACAGAAACAUUCCAAAGAAUGGCAGAACAUUUUGGUAAAAUUUGUGUUGCAGAUGAUGAAGAAACUAUGAGGGCAAAGAAAGAUAAAAUAGUUUGGAAGCAAUUAAAACCCGACUGUGAGGUUGACGAAGAACUUGUUUUGACAGAAAAGGUGAACGAAAUCUUAGCAAAAUUGAUAGAUGAAGGUAUAGCUGUUUGUAAUGGUGUCAUAGGCUCUGGCAAAUCGAUGGCAAUGAAAUAUGUUGCAGCGAAAUAUAUCAAAGAUGGUUGGAAAGUUGUGUGGAGGGAAAAAAGUCUCUGUUCUACAGAUAUAGAAGUUAACCAGGACGAGAAACUUCUUCUAUGCUGCGAUAAUAUGUUUGGGGGAAUGUUGUACGAAUGUUUGGCAUCAAAGGAACUGGAGAAUAUAAAAGGGUUGCUAGACAACAUUCUACAGUCGUCUAAAAAAGGCGAAGUGAAGUUAUUGCUGUCCGUUCAAAGUCAUGUCCUGAAAGAGUUAAAUAAGGAGAGGUGUGUUUCGACAGUACUAGGAAACUUUAACUACAGAGUCGAUAUGGACAAAUUAACAACUGCUGAACUUUAUCUCAUUUUCAAAGAAACCAUUAAGAAAGGCUGCAAGUCACAUCCCAAAUGCUGGUACUCAACAACAGACUUUUCUAAUGUACAAACUCUACUUAAAAAUAAUGUGGGAUUGGUCGGGAAUCCCUUCCUUCUUUGGGCCUUUGCAAUGAAUCAUGCGUUUUUCACAGACAAAAAAUUUCCCGAGAAUCCUGUCAAAGUUUUGGUGCUCAAUUUCGACAGACUGAAGAUGGAAGAACCGAAAUCAUUCUACAUCCUGAUUUACAUAUUGUUUGUCAACAAACACCAGAAAGGCACAGAAUUAAUGCAAUGGGCACAAGAAUUACCUACUCCUCUCGAAAGAGAAGAGGUCGAAGAAAUUGGAGCUGAUGCUAUCUCUGCGUAUUUACACUCUGAGGAAGAAAGUAUUCGAAUUUCGCACGAAAUAUUCCAAAUUGCUCUGUUUCAAUCCGUCUCGAAAACCAGAGAUGGCCUCGACCUGAUGCUCAAAUUCUGUGAAUUAGAAUCCAUUCUCAGCAUCUGCAGACGAGAAGAUGCAAUAGAGGAAUUUUCCGUUAAGCUGUCGGAAAAAGAUGUUAAAAUUCUUGAAAGUAGGGAUCGAUGUAGGAAUUUGAUUUUAAAAUCGGAUCACCCAUUUCAGGGAUUUUUAAAACCCGAAGAGACUCCUAGUGACUUUUGAUAGAACCUAGCAUUUAUUUUAUAAUACAUAGGUGCUGUAACAGCCGUGUACUUACAUUCAAAUCCUUGUAACCGAAUUUUCUUAAUCAAAGUCCCUUAAAACAUGUAGUGCUCUUGCUUUAUAUCAAGAUGCGGAUUAGUACAGGACUUGUACUAGCUUGAAAAUGAGUUGUGCUUUAGUUGUGAACUUGCAUGUGAAGUAUUAAUCUUUUAUAUAUCCAUUGCAAAACAAUUCUUAUAGGAUAACCAAAGUCUAUGCACUGUGAACUUACAAAUACACAUAAAUAAAUGUAUUAAAAUACUCUGUCAUUAAUGACUUCAUGAACUAUUUUGACUGAAACUUGCAUGUGUGUUAUCAAUCAUGUUUGCUUGGAUGUUUCCUGCAAAAUAUGUGAAUUUACUAUUCGUGAUUAUCAGACUUAUUAGUCAAAUUAAUACAUUCGUAUUGCAUAUUGAUGAAUGAAAAGAAAAAGCUUCAUUCAAAAAACAAUGGAAAUGUGUUGCAUGUGAUUUAUUACAGACAAAAAUACUAGAACAAAAUAAAAAGAGGUGAUUUUU
This is a messenger RNA of Ostrea edulis (European flat oyster), 3709 nucleotides long. RefSeq lists its product as uncharacterized. Bases 1587 to 3152 code for a protein of 521 amino acids. The record is from RefSeq and is a predicted model, not a curated record. The transcript is spliced from 5 exons. Lineage: Eukaryota; Metazoa; Mollusca; Bivalvia; Ostreida; Ostreidae.